AUGGAUAUUACUGUUAUUAUGGUUAUUAUUAUUUAUCGUUACUAUUAUUUACGAAAAGGACGUAGUGGAAACUAUCGACAAAGGAAAACUACGCGGGAUAGUUGUGAUGCAAUGCGCAGUCACAACCCUCUGGUAAGAGCGAUAUCAGACAUAUCAGUCCGAAAUCCGAUUAGCGAAAGAGCCUUGGGAACACCUAAAACGGGAUGGAAAGAUACAGUAAAGGAUGUUGAAGAAUUAGAAGGUGGAACACACUGGAAGUAUUUGGCAACGAAUAGAAAUGGCCGGAGAAUCGGUUGUGAGAAGGGACGAUCCUAG
Molecule: messenger RNA, 315 nt
Organism: Cinara cedri
Lineage: Eukaryota; Metazoa; Arthropoda; Insecta; Hemiptera; Aphididae
Source: the annotation of a GenBank genome assembly